AUGAAAACUUUGCUGCAUUACUUGUUCCUCUUCUGCUUCAAUAUCCUCCUCCCUGCAGUUCACAGCCAGUGUAUUAAAGAUCAGCAACAAUCGUUGCUCCAUUUGAAGAAAAGCCUUCAAUUUGAUCCAUCUUCAGGGCUAGCCCCGCCCAUAUCUUGGAAUUCAAGCACCGACUGUUGUUCUUGGGUUGGUGUUACUUGCACUAGCAAUGGGCAUGUUGUUGGUCUUGACCUUAGCGGCAAAACUAUCUUCGAUCCAAUUCCAGGAUCCUUUGCCAACUUUCCGAACCUGAGGGUGUUGAACUUGAGUGAGAACCUGAUCUUCGGUCCAAUUCCAGGAUCCUUUGCCAACUUUCCAAACCUGAGGGUGUUGGACUUGAGUGAGAACCAGAUCUCCGGUCCAAUUCCAGGAUCCUUUGCCAACUUUCCAAACCUGAGGGUGUUGGACUUGAGAUGGAACUCCAUCUCCGGUCCAAUUCCAGGAUCCUUUGUCAACUUUUCAAACCUGAGGGUGUUGGACUUGAGUUCGAACUACAUCUCCGGUCCAAUUCCAAGAUCCUUUGCCAACUUUCCAAACCUAAGGGAGUUGAACUUGAGUUGGAACCAGAUCUCCUAUCCAAUUCCAGGAUCCUUUGCCAACUUUUCAAACCUGAGGGUGUUGGACUUGAGUGGGAACAACAUCUCUGGUCCAAUUCCAGGAUCCUUUGCCAACUUUCCAAACCUGAGUGAGUUGGACUUGAAUUGGAACCACAUCUCCGAUCCAAUUCCAGGAUCCUUUGCCAACUUUUCAAACCUGAGGAUGUUGGACUUGAGUGGGAACGACAUCUCUGGUAUGGUUCCAGGAUUCUUUUCCAAUUUUUCAAAGUUGACUUCCUUGAGUCUCAGUGGUUGUCAGUUGAAUGGAACAUUUCCCAAAGAGAUCUUUCAGGUACCUACUCUACAAACUACUGACCUUUCGGGUAAUUUUAAACUUGGUGGUUUCUUGCCAGAAUUUCCCAAGAAUAAUGGAUCUCUUCGGUCCUUGAUUCUACGCCAGACAAACUUUUCAGGGUCACUGCCUGAAUCAAUUAGCAACCUCAAAAUGUUGUCCACGAUGGAUCUUUCCAAAUGCAAUUUUACUGGAUCAAUCCCGUCGUCACUUUUUUCUCUUCCCUUAUUGUCACAACUAAAGCUUUCCCACAAUCAAUUCUCUGGUGAACUUGCAUUUUCUAAUGUCUCUUCCAAUUUAGUUACCCUUGAUUUAAGCUUCAACAAUUUGGAAGGACAAAUAUCGGUGUCUAUAUUUAAUUUUGGAGGCCUUCAAUCACUUUGUCUUUCUUCCAACAAUUUCAGUGCCUUUCCGUUCAAUGGCCCUCACCGGCUGAAAUAUCUUACGAACAUCGACCUUUCGUACAAUAGCUUGCUGAGUUUAUACAAUGGAACUGAUUCCUCAUAUUCCUCAUUUCCUCAAAUUGUUUCAUUGAAUUUGGCUGCUAAUAAAUUGAGAACAAUCCCAUAUUUCUUGAGAAAUCAACCCACAUUAUCCAGUUUGAACCUUUCAGAAAACCAUAUCCAGGGCAAGAUACCCUAUUGGAUUUGGUGUUCCAAUCAACUUGAUUCCCUAAAUCUUUCUUGUAACUCCUUGGUUACUUUGGAAACUCCUUUAUGUAAUUCUACAGUGGAAACUGUUGACCUUCAUUCAAAUCAACUUCAGGGACAAAUCCCCACUUUCCUACCAUUUGCCAAGUAUCUGGAUUACUCGAGAAAUAAUUUCAGCUGUAUACCAUCAAAUAUUGGUGAUUUCCUCAUAAACACACUAUUCUUUUCUCUUUGGAGCAAUAACUUGCAUGGACUCAUUCCAACAUCAAUAUGCAAUGCCCCAAACAUUCAGAUUCUUGAUAUGUUUAAUAAUUCUCUAAGUGGCAUGAUUCCCCAAUGCUUGACUGCAAUACGCGAUAUCAGUGUACUUAACUUAGCGAGAAACAACCUCACUGGAACUAUUUCUAAUGUUGAAGUUUCUGAAGAUAGUUCACUGGAAAUUCUAGAGGUCAGUAGAAAUCAGUUAGGUGGCCAGGUUCCAAAAUCUCUAGCUAAUUGCACUAACCUGGAGGUUUUAAACAUUGGGAACAAUAAUAUAACAGACAGCUUUCCAUGCUUGUUGAAAAGCAUUUCCACCUUGCGUGUCCUUGUUUUGCGAUCUAACAACUUUUAUGGAGGCAUUGAAUGUCUCAACACCAAUGGCACCUGGCCAGGGCUUCAAAUCAUAGACCUAGCUCACAACAAUUUCCGUGGUGAAAUACAAGGAAUACUUUGGAGAACAUGGCAGAAAAUGAUGGUUACCGAAGAUGGUUUCCCGUUGACAUUCAAAGUCCACAAGCUUGGAAUGAUAGAUAAUGAGAAGUAUUCAACGGACCGAAGCUAUAAUGGAUAUGAUGGGAAAGUCCACAGGCCUAGAAUGAUAUAUAAUGGUGGUUCUUUUAGAUUUAUUAAUGGAAACGGUCCUUUGAGAUUUGAGGAGGUUAAAUUGGGCUUUGGGUAUGGUUCUGUGGGAUUUGAGGAGGUUUCUUUGGGCUUUGAGUAUGGUAUAAGUAUAACAGUUACCAACAAAGGUUCAGAGAUGUAUAUGGUAAAGAUUCUAUCUAUCUUCACCCUGAUUGACUUCUCAUGCAACAAUUUCAGUGGACCAAUACCUAAGGAAAUGGGAGAAUUUAAAUCACUACAUGUCCUUAACUUGUCCAGCAAUGCUUUCACAGGCGAAAUCCCAUCCUCAUUUGGUAACAUGAGUGCACUCGAGUGCUUGGACCUGUCACAGAACAAGCUGAGCGGGCACAUUCCACAAGAGUUGGAAAAGCUUACUUUCAUUUCGUUCUUGAAUCUCUCAAAUAAUCAAUUGGUCGGCAGGAUCCCAACCAGUACACAGUUUUCAACAUUUCCAGAAGCCUCCUUUACAGGUAAUAAAGGACUAUGGGGGCCUCCUUUGUCACCACCACCAACAGUGAAUGGAAGGCCUCCAAAUUCUGGGCAUCAUCCUGAGGUUAAUUGGGAUCUUAUCAGUGUCGAAAUUGGAUUCACAUUUGGCUUUGGAGUUGCCAUUGGGUCACUUGUGUUGUGCAAGAGAUGGAGUAAGUGGUAUUACAGAGCUAUGUACAACAUCCUUCUCAAGAUAUUCCCUCAAUUGGAGGAAAGAAUUGGUAUUCAUCGAAGACAUGUUCACAUAAAUCAAAGGUGGUGGAGACGUUGA
Prunus armeniaca (apricot) is the source of this 3219-nucleotide messenger RNA. Lineage: Eukaryota; Viridiplantae; Streptophyta; Magnoliopsida; Rosales; Rosaceae. The record is from the annotation of a GenBank genome assembly.